Messenger RNA from Ostrea edulis (European flat oyster), 1411 nucleotides. RefSeq lists its product as uncharacterized. The record is from RefSeq and is a predicted model, not a curated record. The transcript is spliced from 3 exons. Bases 9 to 1199 code for a protein of 396 amino acids. NCBI's taxonomy places the organism in Eukaryota, Metazoa, Mollusca, Bivalvia, Ostreida, Ostreidae.
UAGUCAAAAUGGCGUCAAAACCGAAAACCCCCAGAAUGACAACUGAUCAGCAAUCUGUCCUGAACGUUAGACACUGGAUAUCUUCCAUUGUGAACCUUUGUUCUAAUAAUUAUUUGUCACACAUUACACUUACUCCUCUGAAAAUAAAACAUUGCAACGCUACAGCACCUUCCGGUGCCAGUGGCUCGUCUUUUUCGCGAGCUUUCUGCGAGACCCAGUACUACGAGGAGGGAUUAGUAUUUGGUGAUGUAUUCCAUACAGGCAUGAACAUUUUACUAGAGUAUCUGAACAAAACGACAAUGCCGGAAAAUAAGCAACUGUUAUUUGUAUUGGAGAAAUUGCUGGAUUUUAUAAAUGGUGACAGAAGCUUCAAUGUAUGUGAUCCUCAGGAGAUACAAAAUUUGACAGAAAUAGAGCUAGCGUUACUUGUUUCAAAUCAUUUGUUUGGAAAAUUAGCAACAUCAUCAUGCUACAAGGUUGACAACAGCUAUUCUACUACUCGAAAGAAAGAUCAGUGUUUUUGUGGAGAGGACUCUUGUAAAAUGACAGGACAGUAUGGAGACACAAGUGUUGGAAAUGUGGAGGUAUGGCAUGGGAAUUUAGACAUUAUCAUAAAAAAUGAUUUGGCUGUGAAAUCUCUGGAAGAUAGUCCAUGCAGCUUAGAUGAGAAAUCUGUUUUGUCAAGAAACCAACAAAUCAUUGCACAAACUAUAGUAUUUUCAUUUCUUCAGAAAAAAGAACACCCAGAGCAGGAACAUUUUUUAACGCCAUGUAUCGGAAUUGGAAAUUCAGAAAUUAUAGUCAUGUUUUAUGAUUCAGAACAUGAUGUACUGCUAGAAAGUUCUACUGUACCCCUUUUCAAAAACAAAUAUUCCUGUGAAUUUUCCUAUGCUGCUAUUCUUGUAUGCUGGUUUACAGUCAAUUAUAAGUUUUUAUGUACUGGAUUACCCGAACACCUCAAAGGAUCCAAAAGUGAUUUCUUUAUCCGUGCAAAUGGAAAACUAAAUGUUUAUGAAGAAAACCUACGAAUGGGAAAUGUUUGCAGUUCUCAUUCUACAGAGGGAAAUUUUUUUCCCCCAAGAGUAAAGUGUACUUCUUUUUUGCAUAAACAGGAGAAAAUACUUCUGGAGAUGUUAUGGCACUUGGAUAAUGAAUCUGGUGCUAGUAGCGAUGUCAGUUACUCUAAUCCAAAGAAUUGAGAUUUUCACUCCAGUUUAGCUUUCAUCUGAUUGCAUUCAGACAUAUUAGAAUCCACUGCCUAUACAUAUAUUUAUAUCCUCUAGUCAAGAUUUGUCUAAGGACCAUCUGUAUGUCAUCUUCAGAUUAUCAUUGAAUGUUUGUCCAGUUAUGGAAGUGACACUUACAGGCUAAAUGGCUUUGAAUAAAUUAAUCCCGGAGUAUCAUGCAUCAA